Messenger RNA from Benincasa hispida (wax gourd), 495 nucleotides. RefSeq lists its product as uncharacterized. Lineage: Eukaryota; Viridiplantae; Streptophyta; Magnoliopsida; Cucurbitales; Cucurbitaceae. The record is from RefSeq and is a predicted model, not a curated record.
AUGGGCCUACCGUACGCUUUCGAGACUUCAAUUGGCACUUCACCUUAUAGAUUGGUUUUUAGAAAGGCUUGUCACUUAUUGGUGGAGCUAGAGAGCAAAGCUUAUUGGGCUAUCAAGAAGUUAAACUUUAAACCACAAAAGGUGGGAGAGAAGAGAUUGUUGGAACUCGCUGAGUUGGAAGAGUUCCAUGAUCAAGCUUAUGAGAAUGCCAAGUUGUACAAAGAAAGAAUUGCUAGAUGGCAUGACAAGAAGAUCAUUCACCAUACAUUUGAUCUUGGACAAAGUGUUUUGCUUUUUAAUUCACGUUUACGCUUGUUUCCAAGUAAACUCAGGACUAGAUGGUUAGGGCCAUUUGUGGUCGUAAAAGAUUCUCCUCAUGGAGCUGUGGAAGUGCAAGGAGAAGAUGGAUUGAGAUUCAAAGUCAAUGGUCAAAGACUUGAGCAUUAUUGUGGUGAUGAAGAGAGAAAGUUAGAGAACCUGGUUUUCAAAGAAUGA